GAGUAACAUUUUAUUUUGUCAACAUCUAAAACGAGAAAUGAAAAAAUCAGAAAAAAAUGUUGAAAAUACCGUUAAAGGUGUCCGAACGAGUGUCCACAAGCGAAAACAUCACACUCGACAAAAAGCGAUUCAAUUCGCGGCGGAGGAAGCGGCAAAGGGAGAAAUCUUACUUACGGAAUCCGGUGGUUUCUUAGAACCAGAUGAUGGGGAAACGUCCCUACAAUUUAAUCAGACUGAUAUCAAAGCUAACGUAGACAUAGCUUCAGCUGCUAAAAGUUUUGAAUUAAAACUUGAAAAUUUUGGGCCUUAUCGAUGUCGAUACACCCGAAAUGGGCGACACUUGUUAUUAGGAGGGAAAAUUGGGCAUGUUGCAGCCUUGGAUUGGGUAACAAAAAAGUUACAUUGUGAAUUAAAUGUUAUGGAAUCAGUACACGAUGUUUGUUGGUUACAUCUUGAAACUAUGUUUGCCGUUGCACAAAAACAGUGGGUUUAUAUUUACGAUCACCAAGGAAUUGAGUUGCAUUGCGUUAAGAGGUUAAAUAGAGUUAGUAAAAUGGAGUUUUUACCUUAUCAUUUCUUGUUAGCCACUGCAGGUGAAACUGGUUAUUUAUCAUGGUUGGAUAUAUCAAUAGGUGAAAUAGCCGGACAAUUUAAUACCAGAUUAGGACCUUUAAAUCUCCUUUCUCAAAAUCCCUACAAUGCAUGUUUAUGUGUUGGCCAUGCUAAAGGAGUUGUAUCAAUGUGGUCACCUACAGUUCGAGAACCUCUAGCAAAGAUUCUUUGUCAUAAAGCUCCCAUGACAGCUCUUCAUGUUGAUCCAAGAGGUCAACAUUUAGUAACAGCAGCUGUUGAUCGAACUGUUAAAGUUUGGGAUGUAAGAAAACUUGUGGGUCCUUUACAAUCGUACCAUUUUAAUAGUGUAGUUGGAAACGUUGCGUUUUCCCAAAAAGAUCUUUUAGCUGUCAGUAUGGGAAAUGUUGUUGAAAUUUUUAAUGAUUGCAUAUACAACACACAAAAAAAGCCUUAUCUUCGUCAUCGCUUUUCAUCUCACAUUUCCAACAUUAAUUUUGUACCUUAUGAAGAUGUUUUGGGGGUAGGCGUAAAGCACGGAUUCGCGAGCCUUUUAGUUCCAGGUUGUGGCGAACCUAAUUUUGACGCUCACGAAGCCAAUCCAUAUCAAACGAAAACGCAGAGACGCGAAGCCGAGGUUAAAGCUUUACUUGAAAAAAUCCAACCAGAUCUAAUUACUUUAGAUCCAACUAAAAUAGCGCAAGUGGAUACAGUUACAUUAAGGGAUAAAAUUGAAGCAAAGAAGAAGUUAUUGCAUGUAAAAGCCCCAAAAAUAAGUUAUGAAGGCAAAAAUAAAAUGAAAGGACGUGGUGGGGUAGCCAAAAUGGCACGUAAUAAAAAAAUUGUUAAUGAACUUGCUAAAAAGGAAUUUGUGAAGAAAGUGAAAGCUUUGAAAGAAAGUGGAGGAAAAAAUAAGAUUUUAAAAGCAACGAAACCUGCAAGUGCUUUGGAUCGAUUCUUACCUAAAAAAUAAACUUAUUUUAAUAAUUAUUAUUAAAUAAACUGAUUGAAACAAUAA
Messenger RNA from Onthophagus taurus, 1588 nucleotides. RefSeq names its product WD repeat-containing protein 46. The record is from RefSeq and is a predicted model, not a curated record. Lineage: Eukaryota; Metazoa; Arthropoda; Insecta; Coleoptera; Scarabaeidae. Gene Ontology annotation, cellular component: nucleolus; small-subunit processome; 90S preribosome. Gene Ontology annotation, molecular function: protein binding. Gene Ontology annotation, biological process: maturation of SSU-rRNA from tricistronic rRNA transcript (SSU-rRNA, 5.8S rRNA, LSU-rRNA).